AGCUCCUCCUCCAACUGCUCCCUGUUUAUCUGCAAAACAAGGUUGGAAGUGAGCACGUGCGCAAAGGACGCAAUAAUCUGCUCGACUCUGCCUCCAGUGACAUAAUCCAAAAUGGCAGCCACCAUCGGGAAACUGCUGAGGACUUCUGCGAGGGUUGCAGCAGGAGGGCUGAAAGUCGCAGCAGCCUGUCAGCAUGGAGCCUGCGGAGCAGCGAGAGUCCUCACCGCUCCUGCGCUCCAGAGAUCCUGUUUCUCCACCAGCACUUCCAGAUGGGCCCCUGCUGUCACCCAGCCUGCUCCUGCUUUUAAAGGGACAGCUGUCCACAAUGGGGAGUUCAAGGAGAUGAGCCUUGCUGAUUUCAAGGGCAAAUACCUGGUCCUUUUCUUCUACCCACUGGAUUUCACGUUCGUGUGCCCAACAGAGAUCAUCGCAUUCAGUGACAAGGCCAAUGAGUUCCAUGAUGUCAACUGUGAGGUGGUCGGCGUGUCUGUGGACUCUCACUUCACCCACCUGGCAUGGAUCAACACCCCACGAAAGGCUGGUGGUUUGGGAAACAUCCACAUCCCUCUGCUCUCAGAUCUCAACAAGCAGAUCUCCAGAGACUAUGCUGUGCUGCUGGAAGGUCCAGGAAUCGCUCUGAGGGGCCUAUUUAUCAUUGAUCCAAAUGGUGUGGUGAAGCACAUGAGUGUGAACGACCUGCCGGUGGGCCGCUGUGUUGAAGAGACCCUGCGCUUGGUGAAGGCCUUCCAGUUUGUGGAGACUCACGGGGAGGUGUGUCCAGCCAGCUGGACCCCCGACUCCCCAACAAUCAAACCAACACCAGAUGGAUCCAAGGAGUACUUUGAAAAAGUCAACUGAAAACUUUACAGCAGACUCGGCUGAAACAUGAUACAAAUCUAGAAAUGUACUGAGUUUACACUUUAGCAUAUGCAUUUACUCACACAUCUGGAUACACUAAUAAACAAACUGUAUAAACCACA
Archocentrus centrarchus (flier cichlid) is the source of this 980-nucleotide messenger RNA. RefSeq names its product peroxiredoxin 3 (gene prdx3). The transcript has 8 exons. Gene Ontology annotation, cellular component: cytosol; mitochondrion. The coding region runs from base 112 to 858 and encodes 248 amino acids. Gene Ontology annotation, molecular function: thioredoxin peroxidase activity. Lineage: Eukaryota; Metazoa; Chordata; Actinopteri; Cichliformes; Cichlidae. The record is from RefSeq and is a predicted model, not a curated record. Gene Ontology annotation, biological process: response to oxidative stress; hydrogen peroxide catabolic process; cellular response to stress.